AUGGUGACUUCGGUGGUUAGCUUUAUGGAUGCCAUCCGCAAUCGCUACGGCUCACCCGACGGUGAGGACGCCCACGGUGCGGAUGCCCUUCUCGUUGGGGACCCCAGUCGCCGCCGUAACAAGAAGUGGGAGCUUGUUGGCAUGGAGAAAACGCGGCUGAAGCAGGCGGAUCACACACGUCUUGUUCAUGUCGUUCUUCGUGGCAUGAACAUUACAACCGGGGAACGGAGCGAGGGUGAGCUGGCGGCGGCGGCGCUAAAUCGCUUGCAGGAAGUUGACAUCUCUGAGAAUCCCCUGCUGUCGAUGCGGGAUGUAGGCGUCAUUGCUCGGCAUCUUCCCGCCCUGACUGUCCUGCAGCUGUCGGAUAAUCCUGACCUUCUCCGUGGAGCUGCCGCGGGCACAACGCCGCUGCUAGUGUCAGUGCAUCUGCGCAAGUUGGUGCUUCACAAUGUGGGCUUGCGCUCCAUAUGGCAACUCCGCGCACUUGUGGAUCUUCCGGCCCUUGAAGAGCUGCACCUCGAGAAGAAUAACAUUCAGUGUCUCAAGCUUCUGGCGGAAGCAGAGGAAACAUCGGCGGACUAUCUUCAAGCGAAUGCGGAGGCUGCUGAUGACAAAAGCCGUCACUGGUUCCCUAACGUAACGACUCUUAGUCUUGCGCAGAAUGAGUUGUCAUCGUGGGGCCGUGAUAGUGGACUCAAUGAGACUAUGACAACAGCCUUCCCACGGGUGACACGGCUAUUUCUAACGGGAAAUUGCAUGCCCAACUUGUACUAUGAGAAUAUCACCGCAAUAUCAAAUUCCACUGCUACCACAGCUGCUGGCGACAACGGCAACGACUACGCAUACCUGCGGCCCUUGGAAUUGCUCUGUGUGAAGGACAACACAAACAUCAAUGACCCACGUACGCUUGAAGCACUUCAAAAAUUAUGUCCACAGCUGCACACAUUCCGCAUCACAUACAGUGCUAUGUUUCCGCAGUGGAAUGAAACGCUUGGACGCAUGUACGUGGUUGCGUCCUUUCCAAGUAUCACGACACUCAAUCGAGGGCAUGUGCGGCCCAAGGAACGGCUUGACUCCGAGAUUUUCUACGUUCAACGUGGCUUAGUCGCCAAACAGCAACUGGAGGGACAAAAAGCCGCUGACCAAAAAACACAAGAAGAAUCCAAGGAACAGCAACAGGUGGGGUUGACAUUGCAUUUUCCUUUGUUAGAAACCUUGCGAGAAAAACAUAAGGACGUUAUUAUGGCCAUUUACCGGGACGGGGAGACGGCAAGCCACGACGGCAUCUCACAAAUUAUGCUUCACCUCACGUUUCGUUGUGAUGGCUUUGAGCAGGUAACAAAGACUGUACCAAGUUCAAUGACUGUAGGGAAACUCAAGGCCCUCGUACGUGCCAUUUUUGGUGUUGUUCCCUCGUAUCAACGGCUUUCUUUCUUUUCAGGUGAUGCUGCCGUGAUUGAGCGCCCCAUGGAGCUUGAUAACGAAUUACAGAGCCUUGCAUUCUAUGGCGUGUCUGACGGGGCGCUGGUGCAAGUGAUUGACACAUCUUUACGGUAA
Messenger RNA from Trypanosoma rangeli, 1557 nucleotides. Its product is annotated as tubulin-specific chaperone E. The transcript has a single exon. The coding region runs from base 1 to 1557 and encodes 518 amino acids. Lineage: Eukaryota; Euglenozoa; Kinetoplastea; Trypanosomatida; Trypanosomatidae. Gene Ontology annotation, molecular function: protein binding. The record is from RefSeq and is a predicted model, not a curated record.